GGCUCUACACAUCUCCUUUCGCAUGCAACUCACUGAGAGGGCGAGGCGAGCCACAACUCCCCUCUCCGCCUGCAUCUCCAGACACAGAGGACCGGCUUUUCGCACCUCCUGCAUCCCCUCCCUCCUCUCCAUCACUCCCUCCCAGGGAGAGAGGGAGGCAGAGCCAACCAGCCAGCCACGGGGAUCUUAACCUUCCCAAAGAGGGAACACACACUGCAAACUCAGUUGAUUAAACAGCAAACAAACAAACAAACAAACCGUCCAAAACAGCCUCUGUUCCACGGGAAAGGCUCUGCGGGUCUUUGUCUGGAGCCUUAGAUUCCCUUGGAGCAGUGGGGGCGAGUGAUGAGCUGGAUCUCUUUGGGUUCAUCAUGAAGUCUGGUUCUACUUGUGCUGUUCCAAGGGUCAUGAGCUGCCUGCAUCAUCUGCUUGACUCAGUCCUCCUUCGCCUGCCCUCCCAGCUCUAGGAGACAGGACUACCGGAUUGAUCCCUGUGUUUUUCUGCCCUUCACCCGGCUCGCCUCACUGUGCCACCACUCCAGCAUCUUCUGCUGGACUGGGGCCUUUGUGGCCCUUUGGGGAAGGGCCCCUGCCUAAAGCAUCCCCAAGGCAUAUGCUCUUCUGGAAUAAAAGCCUCUGGAUCCUCUUGGAUAUCUGAGAUCUUUUCUUGGAGAAGUGGUAUCUUUCCUGGCUGGAUUCCUGAGUUGGCUACACCUGCUCUCCUCCUCCUCCUCCUCUGCUGUUUCUGCUACUGCUUCUUCGACCUCCAGUUGGGUUUAUUGGCCAGAGCUUUGGAUUCCAGCAUUCCCUGCUCUCUCCUUGGCCUCUUUCUAUUCUGUGUAUCCCCUGUGGCUCUUACCCAGCCUCCAUCACUCUCUCCUCACUCCUCUCUCUCUGUCUUCCUCUCUCCACCACCAUCCUCCCCCUUUCUGUCCCCCCAUCCCUUCCUGUCACUCAGUACGAAGACCCCACUUGCUUGCACUGCCCUCCCAUUUCCUCCCCCCCCACCUGCCUGGUCUCUCCCCAGGAGCAGCUGCAGCAAUGGCCUUCACCCUUCCUUCGGUUUGCUUCACCCUACUGCUGAGCUCCUUGGUGGGGUCAUGCCUGGGGCUGGAGUUCUCGGGCCUCCCGAACCAGUGGGCACGCUUCCUACGCUGGGAUGCCAGCACCCGCGGAGACCUGAGCUUCCAGUUGAAGACCAAUGUCUCAGCCGGAUUACUGAUCUACCUGGAUGACGGGGGUGUGUGUGACUUCCUGUGCCUCUCCCUGGUGGAUGGGCGGGUCCAGCUCCGGUUCAGCAUGGACUGCGCUGAGACAGCAGUACUGACCGACAAGCGGGUCGACGACGGCGACUGGCACUUCCUGAGGGUGAGCCGUGACCGCCUGCGGACCGUGUUGGCCCUGGACGGUCAGGCCCGGCCCGGGGAGGUGCGCCCCCAGAGGCCCUACAUGAAUGUGGUCAGCGACCUGUUCGUUGGUGGGGUCCCUGCAGACGUGCGCCCUUCUGCCCUGACCCUCGAUGGGGUGCAGGCUGAGCCUGCCUUCCGGGGAUUUAUCCUGGACCUCAAGUAUGGGAACUCAGAGCCGCGUCUCCUGGGCAGCCGGGGGGCCGAGUUGCAAGCUGAGGACCCCUGCUCCCGGAGCCCCUGCGAGAAUGGGGGGACCUGCUUUCUCUUGGAAGGCCAGCCCACCUGCGACUGCUCAGCCACUGGCUAUGGUGGCAAGUUCUGCUCUGAAGAUGUCAACCAAAUUCCAGGCCUCUCACACCUCAUGAUGAGUGAACAAGCCCGAGAUGAGAACGUGGCCACCUUCAGGGGCUCCGAGUACCUGUGCUACGACCUGUCGCAGAACCCCAUCCAGAGCAGUAGCGACGAGAUCACCCUCUCCUUCAAGACCUGGCAACGCAAUGGGCUCAUCCUGCACACGGGCAAGUCGGCCGAUUAUGUCAACCUGGCGCUGAAAGAUGGAGCUGUCUCCUUAGUCAUUAACCUGGGAUCUGGGGCCUUCGAGGCCAUUGUGGAGCCUGUGAAUGGCAAGUUCAAUGACAACACCUGGCACGAUGUCAAAGUGACCCGCAACCUGCGGCAGGUGACAAUCUCUGUGGAUGGCAUCCUCACCACGACUGGGUACACCCAAGAGGACUACACCAUGCUAGGCUCAGACGACUUCUUUUACGUAGGAGGAAGCCCCAGCACGGCAGAUUUACCAGGAUCACCAGUCAGCAACAACUUCAUGGGCUGCCUCAAAGAGGUUGUUUAUAAGAAUAACGAUAUCCGUCUGGAGCUAUCUCGGUUGGCCCGGAUCGGUGACACCAAGAUGAAGAUCUAUGGUGAUGUGGUAUUCAAGUGUGAGAAUGUAGCCACUCUGGACCCCAUCAACUUUGAGACUCCCGAGGCCUACAUCAGCUUGCCCAAGUGGAACACGAAAAGGAUGGGUUCCAUCUCCUUUGACUUCCGUACCACAGAGCCCAACGGGCUGAUCCUCUUCACCCACGGCAAGCCCCAGGAGAGGAAGGAUGUCAGGAGUCAGAAGAACACAAAGGUGGACUUCUUUGCGGUGGAGCUCCUUGAUGGGAACCUGUACUUGCUACUUGAUAUGGGCUCUGGAACCAUCAAAGUGAAGGCCACCCAGAAGAAAGCCAAUGAUGGAGAGUGGUACCAUGUGGACAUCCAGCGAGAUGGAAGAUCAGGCACCAUAUCAGUGAACAGCAGGCGAACCCCAUUCACUGCCAGUGGGGAGAGCGAAAUCUUGGACUUGGAAGGUGACAUGUACCUGGGCGGGUUGCCAGAAAACCGGGCCGGACUCAUCCUCCCCACUGAGCUCUGGACCGCCAUGCUGAACUAUGGCUAUGUGGGCUGUGUCCGGGACCUGUUCAUCGAUGGGCGGAGCAAGAACAUCCGGCAGCUAGCAGAGAUGCAGAACGCCGCGGGGGUCAAGUCUUCGUGCUCCCGGCAGAGCAUCAAACAGUGUGACAGCUACCCCUGCAAGAAUAAUGCCGUCUGCAAGGAUGGCUGGAACCGGUUCAUCUGCGACUGCACUGGCACCGGCUACUGGGGGAGGACGUGCGAAAGAGAGGCAUCCAUUCUGAGCUAUGAUGGAAGCAUGUACAUGAAGAUCAUCAUGCCCAUGGUCAUGCACACGGAGGCCGAGGACGUGUCCUUCCGCUUCAUGUCUCAACGUGCCUACGGACUGCUGGUUGCCACCACCUCACGAGACUCGGCCGACACCUUGCGUCUGGAGUUGGAUGGAGGACGGGUCAAACUCAUGGUUAACCUAGACUGUAUCAGGAUAAACUGUAACUCCAGCAAAGGACCCGAGACCCUUUAUGCUGGACAGAAACUCAAUGACAACGAGUGGCACACGGUCCGGGUUGUGCGGAGAGGGAAGAGUCUGAAGCUGACCGUGGAUGACGACGUGGCUGAGGGUACAAUGGUAGGCGACCACACCCGUUUGGAGUUCCACAACAUUGAGACAGGCAUCAUGACAGAGAAGCGUUACAUCUCAGUUAUCCCAUAGUUCAUCGGCCACUUACAGAGCCUCAUGUUCAAUGGACUGCUCUACAUCGACUUGUGCAAAAUGGUGAUAUCGAUACUGUGAGCUGAAGGCCCGCUUGGCCUGCGCCACAUCAUUGCCGACCCUGUCACCUUCAAGACCAAGAGCAGCUACCUGAGCCUGGCCACUCUGCAGGCCUACACCUCCAUGCACCUCUUCUUCCAGUUCAAGACCACCUCAGCUGACGGCUUCAUCCUCUUUAACAGUGGGAUGGCAAUGACUUUAUUGCUUGUCGAACUUGUCAAGGGGUACAUUACACUAUGUAUUUGACCUGGAAUGGUUCCCAAUGUCAUCAAGGGGCAAUAGUGAGCGCCUCUGAAUGACAACCAAUGGCAUAACGUGGUCAUUACCCGGGACAAUAGCAAUACCCACAGCCUGAAAGUUGGAUAACCAAGGGUGGUCACUCAGGUUAUUCAAUGGUGCCAAAAAUCUGGAUCUUUAAAGGUGAUCGUCUAUAUGGCCGGCCUGGCUCAAGGCAUGUACAGCAAUCUCCCAAAGCUCGUUGGCUUUCCGCGUGAUGGCUUUCAGGGCUGUCUAGCAUCAGUGGACUUGAACGGGCGCUUACCAGACCUCAUCAACGACGCUCUCCACAGGAGCGGGCAGAUUGAGCGUGGAUGUGAAGGACCAAGCACCACCUGCCAGGAGGACUCAUGUGCAAACCAGGGGGUCUGCAUGCAGCAAUGGGAAGGAUUUACCUGUGACUGUUCCAUGACGUCUUACUCUGGGAACCAGUGCAAUGAUCCUGGUGCUACCUAUAUCUUUGGGAAGAGUGGCGGUCUCAUAUUGUACACCUGGCCUGCAAAUGACCGCCCCAGCACCCGAUCAGACCGCCUUGCUGUGGGUUUCAGCACAACGGUGAAGGAUGGCAUCCUGGUUCGCAUCGACAGUGCUCCAGGACUUGGAGAUUUCCUUCAACUUCACAUAGAGCAAGGAAAGAUUGGAGUGGUUUUCAACAUCGGUACAGUGGACAUCUCCAUCAAAGAGGAGAGCACACCAGUUAACGAUGGGAAAUACCACGUGGUCCGCUUCACCCGGAAUGGAGGCAAUGCCACUCUUCAGGUGGACAACUGGCCUAUCAAUGAACACUACCCCUCAGGCAACACUGAUAAUGAACGCUUCCAAAUGGUAAAACAGAAAAUCCCCUUCAAAUAUAACCGGCCCGUAGAGGAGUGGCUGCAGGAAAAAGGCCGACAGCUAACCAUCUUCAACACCCAGGCGCAAAUAGCCAUUGGAGGAAAAGACAAGGGGCGUCUCUUCCAAGGCCAGCUCUCCGGUCUCUAUUAUGAUGGCUUGAAAGUACUGAACAUGGCGGCAGAGAACAACCCCAACAUUAAAAUCAAUGGAAGUGUCCGGCUGGUGGGCGAAGUUCCAUCCAUCUUGGGAACGACACCGACGACUUCCAUGCCACCCGAAAUGUCGACAACGGUCAUGGAGACCACCACCACUAUGGCAACCACCACCACCCGGAAGAAUCGUUCCACAGCCAGCAUUCAGCCGACGUCGGAUGACCUUGUCUCGUCGGCGGAAUGCUCCAGCGAUGACGAAGACUUUGUCGAAUGUGAACCAAGUACAGAUAAGAGUCUUUCCACUUCAGUCUUCGAAGGUGGCUACAAAGCACAUGCGCCCAAGUGGGAAUUCAAGGACUUUAGACCUAACAGAGUCUCCGAAACCGGUAGGACUCCUACCACACCUUUGUCCCCUGAGCUGACGCGCUCCACGGCUUCGUCCUCAUCCGGGAUGGCGCCCAGACUGCCGGCCGGCAAAAUGAAUAACCGUGAGCUCAGACCCCAGCCUGAUAUAGUCUUGCUUCCAUUGCCCACUGCCUAUGAGCUAGACAGCACAAAACGGAAGAGCCCGCUAAUCACUUCCCCCAUGUUCCGUAAUGUGCCCACAGCAAACCCCACAGAGCCAGGAAUCAGACGGGUCCCGGGGGCCUCAGAGGUGGUCCGCGAAUCCAGCAGCACGACGGGGAUGGUCGUCGGCAUCGUGGCGGCCGCCGCCCUCUGCAUCCUCAUCCUCCUGUAUGCCAUGUACAAGUACAGGAACAGGGAUGAGGGCUCCUAUCAGGUGGAUGAGACGCGGAACUACAUCAGCAACUCCGCCCAGAGCAACGGCACGCUCGUCAAGGAGAAGCAGCAGAGCUCCAAGGGCGGCCACAAGAAGCAGAAAAACAAGGACAGAGAGUAUUACGUGUAAAGACAGAGACGCGAACAGAGUUAUUUCUAUAUACAUAUAUAAAUACGGACACGCGAGAUUCAACGGAGAGGUCGGAACAGCUAGGACGCUGUUGAGAGUGGGAGCGACGGCUGAGGGAAAACAAAACUAAACAAAACAAAAAAACAAAAAAGCGCAAAUCUUUUGGCCGUUACUGCUCUAUUUCGGUCACCGCUCGGAGAGAGAACAACAAAACGAAAAACACUCUGCCCCCUGUAUCAUAAAGCACAUCCAUCUGCCUAGGCAGGGGCGUGACUCCCCACAGGCCUCGGUGGACUUCGAGGUUUCUGCGCCCCUCACUCCCUCCCUCACCCGUGCGGAACUUUGGAUGAGAGGCAGGAGGCUUCUCGCAACUCCGAGCGAGCGUCUCUAACGACGCUCGUGACCCUUGACUGUAUCAAUGAUUUUUCAGUUGCAUUCUUUUCAAAAAUAGACAAAAAAAUUGACAAAAAAAAAGUUCGACAAAUGUCCGGUAUAUGUGUAACUUUGUGAGAUUCGAGAGAAGUGAUAGCUUUUGGGUUUAUUUUUUGAGAGGAGGCCGGACGCGAGCUGCAGAGCGAGCGAGCGAGAGAGGGUGAAAGAGUGAGAGAUAGAUCUCAAAAAACAAAAACAAAAAACAAAUAGACCGUCACCAUAUAGUAACUGAAAAGCUACCCAUGGUGUUCACUCUACAUAUCAGGUUGUGGUGUCCCUAGAAUCUGUGAUUUGUUCGCGGUAAGGCGCUCUGCUCGGAACACAUAGAAACCGUGCAAUCAGCGGCGUUACUUAGAGCCGGUCCCCCGGCAUCUGCAGACCGAACUCUUGGAACGGACGGGUCCAGUCUCGUCCAGUCGGGGCUCUCGGCUCUGUGCAAAUCUAUCGUCCGUACGCAUUGGUGUGGACGGACUGCAACAAAGGGAAACGGGGUCAGCCUGAGUCGGGCAGAGUUUGACUCACUAACUCAACAAGAGCCUUUCUUGGAAGGUGGGAGGGGACCGUUCUGGUGCCGACUGAUUGAGAUGCAUGCAAAAAAAAAACCACACAAAAAAAACCAAGACAAAAAAAACAAAAAUCAAACAAUCCGUUCAAGAAUCUAAAUAAAGACAAUACGGGAGUUCCACAUGUGACAGAACAACAAAAGGUCACACGAGCCAAACACGUCAUGAGUACAAAAUAGUUUUGUUUUGGUGUUUUGUUUUUUUGACAUAAUGUUUUUUUCAUACACAACUUUCACUUUGUAGCCUGACACUCACGAAUAGCUCUGUCCUCCCAUCUGCCCAAUUCUCCCUUGACCCUCUCUUUUUUAAAGAUAAAUAAAUAAAUGAAUAAAGCUGCUGUGACACAAAAAGGAAUUUAAUAGUAUAAUAUAUAAAUAUAUAUAUACAGAUAUAUUUAUCACGGUAUGUUUGGGACGAAUGGGCCAGAAAUGUGUUAGGGUCUUGAUGCGUUGAGAGAGUGUUGUUUUCAGAGAAAGCAACGGAACAAUAGGUUCACCUUAAAUGCGAAGAAAGCGUGAGUAAGUUUUGUCACAGUCACCUGUGUCAAAAGAAAAAUGAUCUGCUCAGAUUUUGUUUACAUAUUUUACUACAUCUUUUGCCGGUGUAAUUUCUUAGAUAGCCACCUAUUGUACAUAAUGCUUUCAGAUUGACCUGUUUGUUUCUUUCAUUUCCUUUCCUUUUGGUUUCUUUCCUGUAUUCCUUUGAAGGGGGGGGGGUAAGUUAAUGUACAGAAUAAGAACCAAUGGGUAGUAGGGCCGUGGGUAUCACGUACUUAAAGCGAGAGGGAGCAAGAAAGUAAAAACAGAAAAAAAAAACCACAAAGUGAAAUACGGACUCUAGAAAAAUCAGAAAUACUCUAUUUCUUUGUGUACAGAUGAAAAUCAAUCAGCUGUUUAGAUUUAGAAAUCUACUCUCGCUGGUGUUUGUAAGUCGCAUGAAUAUUUGACUUUGAAGAAAUGUCAUCACACACACACACACACAAAAACAAGAGCAAACUCAAAGGCUUCUCUAAUGAAAAUGGGAAGGGAUUUCCCUAGUUACCAGGUCCUUUCGAUGUAACUGUGUGGUUUGGGAUUUUUUUCAGUUUUUUGUUUUUUAAUACAAAGACAGGUUUGAAAAAGGAUAUGAAAGCACGAUUUUAGAUCACUCAAAUGGCCAAACCUAUAUGAAGUUGAUUAUAUCUUGAUGUCUGUAAAAGAUUGCUGUUCUUGGAGUCUUGUGAAAUGAUCUCCUGCUUUCUUUACUCUUCAUUUCAAGGAAACAAAAUCUGUUACCUUUUUUUUGGUGUAAGUUUCUAUUGGACAGUUUUUUGGGAACAUGUGCAUUCUGUAUGUGGGCUUCUACAUUAUCCCCAACUUAAGAAAAGAACCUCGAGGAUUUCGUUGGGUUAUUGUGAUGUUAUUUUCCUUUUUGUUCUUUUCUUUUUUUAAUAUUUGCCUUUUGGUUCAAGGAUAUGCUUAGCAAUAAAAUGUUCUUCCCAAGC
Messenger RNA from Ornithorhynchus anatinus (platypus), 8226 nucleotides. RefSeq names its product neurexin 3 (gene NRXN3). The record is from RefSeq and is a predicted model, not a curated record. Gene Ontology annotation, molecular function: calcium ion binding. Lineage: Eukaryota; Metazoa; Chordata; Mammalia; Monotremata; Ornithorhynchidae.